GCUCAAUCUUACAGUUGCACACUAAUUUUCGAGUUUUUAGUACAUAGACAGGUAUGAUGACUUACAGUCACCUGAAGCUGUCAGGUAUAGUAUAUUUGAAGUCAAUAUAUCGUAUUACACAUGGUUUGGACCAUAGGAGGUUUGGUGUAGUGCAGUCCAGGCGGCUGUUGCACUGAUCCUGGACAAUUCAGAUGUCAGGAUUUUGAUGACAUGCAGCUGUACUGCGCUACAUGCACACUAGCAAAUCAUGUCCGGUCUCCCACCCAUCGCAUCCAGAAGUGGAACGGCAUGCUCUUGGAGGUUACCCCCUUGAAGACAUUAGGCCUUCGCGUUCAACUUGGGCAUCCUAUCGGUCAACGAUGCAUCCUCCCACAGCAGGCUUUCAAUGAUGGCUUUGUGCUGAUAGACACGAAUGGAAUAGAUGUAGACUUCUGCGGUUGCGAAACACCCCAAACGCAUGUCAAACAACUGCUUCGCCACGGGUGGUUCCCUGCGACAUCAACGGACCCAAGGACAGCAGCAACAUUUCGUCUUUUGCACCAUAAUAACUCACACGACCUGGAGAAUCAAGAUCUGAACCUGAGGCCUGAUUCACAAGGAUGA
Molecule: messenger RNA, 603 nt
Organism: Suillus paluster
Lineage: Eukaryota; Fungi; Basidiomycota; Agaricomycetes; Boletales; Suillaceae
Exons: 2
Coding region: 211-603 (130 amino acids)
Source: RefSeq, a predicted model, not a curated record